This is a messenger RNA of Cylicocyclus nassatus, 2289 nucleotides long. Lineage: Eukaryota; Metazoa; Nematoda; Chromadorea; Rhabditida; Strongylidae. The record is from the annotation of a GenBank genome assembly.
AUGAUAACGUUGCUGCUCGCUCUGUUUGCCACCCCGGGUUCGGCACGGGCUCUGCAGCAGAGGUCCGACUGCGUGCUUGAAUGCGCUCAUCUGGAGAGUCACAAAGCCUACGAGGCUUGCUUAACGGAAUGUGCCAAAUCUCCCAGGAAGGACAAUGUUCCCGACGUUGCUUAUUAUCCUGCCCCACCGACGAACAUCUCAAUAGAUACGGCUGUAGUGAUCGACAGCGGAAAGUUCCUAGAGACAACUGUCACUUGGAGCGCGGCCAAAGAUAUCUCGAGAACGGGAUUCUAUCUUCGCUUUAGUGCGAUUGGCGAACAAUGUCAACAUGAUUUUCCUGGAUACUUCGCUUCCAAUAUUGGACCUAAUGAACGAAGUCAUCCAAUUCCAUUGUUGUUCAACAAUCAUCCGCUGGUGGUAAACCAUGACUGCGAGUACAAGUUGCAGAUGCACUCGAAACCCUAUCCAUAUGGAGAUGCAGCAUACGUGACCAUAGCGCAUCACUCAGUUCCGCACUGCAUCGACGGUUUCUGCGCCUGUAGCGAAGGAGCAGUUGCACUGCCAACGGGCCUGUCUGCUGUCGAAGUGAAUGGGGGAGUGGAGAUUAAAUGGAACCAUGAGCCAAAAAACGAUCGUAUCUACACAUUUUACAUCACUCUGCAUGAAAGAUUUCAUCCGCCAAUUGAAUUCAAAGAUCCAAAUGCGUUUCGGUUUCGUAUCGCUGAAGAUGGUGAGCGGGAGCACCGUGGAAUGAAAAAUCAGAAAAGCUAUCUGUACAAAUUCGACUACGAUCUGAAGCGUCUCAACGAAUACAAGAUCACGCUCUUUGCUGAGGAUGAUCACUUCUGCCAUACCAGGGACAUUGUUACAUUCUUCAACACUUCAGCAUACGAGCCUGUUGCUCAGUCAGAAAUUGUUGAAAAUGCUCUUGAAAUGCAGCCGGCUAGGCCUUCCAACAUCUCGUCCAUAUUGGUUCUAGGCAUCACGAAUGCUACCGAAGAACAACCAAAAAUGGAGACGGUAGAAGUUCAGAGGACGCCAACGCUCAACAAAGUUGCUAACAUGCUCCAAGAGAUUGAUCCUUCUAUUUUCAUUGCGUCCGUAUUGCUGUUCACUAUGCUCAGUCCUCUGUGCACAAUUUUGAUUUAUUGCUUGUAUCGGAGGCGACAGAGCGUCAAAAAGCGGAAGUUGCCACGUUUUGGGCCGUGGACAUUGUCUCAUUCGAGGCACUCAAUCCUGGAAACAAAUAUACUUUACCGACAACCAGUUGAAUUCCGAACACCUCAAACCGAAGAAGAAUGGCUGAUACCAGCGGAUGAUGUGAGCGUGGGAGGUGUUAUCGGAGAAGGCGCCUUCGGCUUGGUCUGCAAAGGCACCAUGAGUGGCCCAAAAGGGAUGGUUGUGCGAGUGGCAAUAAAACAGCUCAAAACGAAUGCCAUCGAUGAGGAAAGAGAAGAAUUUUUGCGCGAAAUGGACAUCAUGAAGCAGGUGGGACGCCAUCCCAAUAUCGUGACCAUGUACGGUUUCUGCGAAGAACCCGACUUUCAAUGCAUGGUGAUGGAAUACGUGCCGUUCGGCGACUUGAAACACUACUUACAGAAUCUGCGAAAGCAGUUAUCGUUGGCCGUUUCGACGCUGAAGACUUCGUUACGCAUGGAUGAAAGCGUGUCGGCUGCAAUGCACUCGUCACUUAUCGGUACAGAUCAGCUACAGUACUCCCUCGAUCCUGCUGAGCUACAGUCGUUUGCCGCACAAGUUGCCAAUGGAAUGGCUCACUUGGAAUCUCUCAACAUUACGCAUCGAGAUCUAGCUGCACGAAAUAUUUUGGUUGGAGAGAACAAACAGCUGAAGAUUAGCGACUUUGGCAUGUCAAGACCCGGCAUUUACGUAAAAAUGAGCAAGGGUGUGAUUCCAUUGAGAUGGCUGAGUCCUGAAGCAAUUCGUGACAAUCUGUAUUCGACUAAAAGCGAUGUUUGGGCCUAUGGAAUAGUACUGUGGGAGAUCGUAACUUUGGGAGGAUUUCCGUACCCGACCGUGUGCGAUAAGGAUUUGCUACAGUAUCUUCUAGAUGGAAAUCGGUUGGAAAAGCCUCUCAGCUGUUCGGAUGAGAUAUAUGCGGUGAUGACGGAGUGCUGGCGCCUAUGCUCGAAGGAAAGGCCAUCGUUCGUUUGCCUUUGCGAUCGGCUCGGUUCUCUGUCGAUUCCCUAUGUCGAGUUCGCCCCGAACACCACACUGCCACCGCACGAUGGCUUUGAACUCAUCGACAGCGGAACAAUCAUCGCCCAGUGA